GUCGACUCUUGACCUUCAAUUUCCUCCGUCUCUAAAUUUCCUUUUCUUUUGGCUCUCUCUGCGAUCGAGUUCGAAACCGUUCCCUAAUCGAAGAUCUAGAUUCAACAUACGUUUUAUCUCUCAGGUUUGCUUCUUCUUCGACUACGUUUUCUCCGCGAUUAUGAUGAUGCCUUCUUCUUCCUGCUUUCACUUUGGGUUGCGUUUCUUCAUCUCCUCGAUUCGCGAUCCUCCUAUUCGCAUCGAUACCCAGAGAUCUAGGGUUUCCACCGAUAUGGAUAUGGAUAAAUCUUAGGGUUUCACCGAUAAGGAUUAUGGAUUCGAGUUUCUCUUCUAUGUACAUUGUCGGAGCUACAUCUUCUCUUCUUGUUGUUAGUGUUAGGGUUUUGAAUAGGUUUUAGGUGAUGAAUUAUAGGUUUAGAGUUCUGAAUUAGAGAUUUAUUUGGUUUUUUCUGUGGACGUGGUGCUCUAUGAUACCUGGAUUGAAUUUGGGGUUACAGACAGAAGAAUGUGUUGCUUUUGAUUCUCUAGCGAUUGGGGAAUUCAGAAACUCCUUGCUUCUGGACUUGUUACCCUUGUGAAAAUUUAUGUAUGGGUCAUCAGUCAUCAUGGAUGAAGCAAACAGUUAUCGACUCUGUGGUUCAGUCUUCUAAAGUUGGUGUUUUCUCAAUGUUUAGUAUGGAUUACAAGGCGCCAAGGAAAUACUCACACGGAAGGAAUUUUGGAGUUGCGAGACAGCAAGAUUUUGCAGCAGAUAUAGUUACGAGAAGACCUUAUGCCCCGUAUGACAAUGGUAUGAAGAAAGGUCCUAAUAAGUUGUCAAGGAAUCUGGUUUGGACGUCAAAAGAGUACAAAUCACCAGAGGGAAACAGGCCAAGGCAGAAUGCAGCCAAUGGGUCAGCGAAACCACAAGUUAUAGGCACAGGACAUCGUGUAUCAAACCAGCCGAGGAAGAAUGCUGUGUAUGGGCCAAGGAGCUCUUCUCUUUCAGACACCAGAGGUUGUGGGCCGAGACUCAAUGGCAGUCCCAAAAAGAGUGUGUGUAAUUUUUGGAAAGAUGGAAACUGCAAAAAGGGCGAGAAAUGCCAGUUCUUACACUCUUGGUCUUGUUUUCCUGGACUGGCCAUGGUAGCUGCUCUUGAAGGACACAAGAAUGAUAUUAAGGGAAUCGCCCUUCCUCAGGGUUCAGAUAAACUCUUUUCAGUCAGUGGUGAUGGUACAUUGCUAAUUUGGGACUGCAAUUCUGGUCAGUGUGUUCGAUCCAUCAACCUCCAGGCAGAAGCAGGGUCUCUAAUUAGUGAAGGACCAUGGGUUUUCCUUGGCUUGCCAAACGCUGUAAAGGCUUUUAACGUUCAAAACAGUAAAGAUGUGCAUCUUGAAGGGGUGGUUGGUCAGGUGCAUGCAAUGACUGCUGCAAACGGAAUGCUUUUUGCUGGAACAAGUUCUGGUAGUAUAUUAGUCUGGAAAGCUACAGACUCGGAGUCUGAUCCAUUCAAAUACUUGACAUCUCUCGAGGGACAUCAUAGUGGUGAAGUCACUUGUUUUGUUGUUGGAGGUGAAGUGCUAUACUCUGGUUCUGUCGAUAAAACAAUAAAGGUGUGGGAUCUCAACACCUUGCAAUGUAGAAUGACCCUGAAGCAACAUAUCGGCACUGUCACUUCACUCUUAUGUUGGGACAAGUGUCUGAUAUCGUCUUCCUUGGAUGGGACCAUAAAACUUUGGGCUUGUUCUGAAAAUGAAAGUUUGAAAGUUGUUCAAACUCGCAAACAAGAACUGAGUGUUCAUACUCUCUGUGGAAUGCACGAUGCAGAGGCCAAACCGAUCAUGUUUUGCUCUUACCAAAAUGGAGCAGUUGGCAUUUUCGACCUACCAUCUUUUGAAGAAAGAGGAAAGAUGUUCUCUACGCAGACGAUCUGCACACUUACAAUUGGUCCUGGAGGAUUGUUAUUCAGUGGAGACAAGAGUGGGAACUUGCGUGUAUGGAGCUUAGCUUCUGGCACCAAAGUUUAGUCGUUUUAACAAUUUUCGACUAUUGAUUUUCAUUUAAUUUGUACAUAUACAUUGGUGGUUGAUUCUAAAUCCUUGCAUUAAUGUAAUAACUUUUAAUGUUGCCAAGAUAAAAGAAAGUAAUAUUUUCAUAUCCGUUCUCUCAUAGAA
Molecule: messenger RNA, 2154 nt
Organism: Arabidopsis thaliana (thale cress)
Lineage: Eukaryota; Viridiplantae; Streptophyta; Magnoliopsida; Brassicales; Brassicaceae
Product: WD-40 repeat family protein / zfwd3 protein (ZFWD3)
Exons: 4
Coding region: 589-2007 (472 amino acids)
Molecular function (GO): metal ion binding
Source: RefSeq, marked reviewed